AUGGAACAAAUUUUACGAGGCAGAUUUGGCCAUAGUGUCUUCAUCAUAUCUAAGACCUACCGGCAUCCAGUGUCUAUGAUAAAUACCAGGAGUUUGAUGACAAAAAAACUCAGUGUAAUCUAUCGACCUUUAUUAUCAAAUCCUCACACCCGGUAUUUUAUAAAUCCAUUUCGUGGAGCUCAUCUUAUGGUAAUUGGUAAAGUUUUAAGAGGAGUUUUAAAAAUACGUUAUCUUUUACUUGGUGGCGCACUUGGAGGUGGUAUAUCUCUUCAAAAGAAAUAUGAGGACUGGAAAGAAGGCUUACCAGGAACUGAGUGGAUUAAAGAUUUUAUACCAAGUGAUCAACAGUGGCAGGAAUUUCGAAGUACUUUAAUUGAUUUUAAGGAUACUUUUGCUAAUAAUUUAGAGCUUGAUCCUCGGAUUAAAGAAUACGGCGAAGCUAAAUUUAAUGAGUAUAAGUCGUGGCUUAGCCAAAGACUAGAUGAUGCAAUCCAAGUCGCUGAAAUUAGGCGAUUGGAAGAAGAAGAAGACAAUGGUGAUUAUCAGAGUGUAUUCGAAGCAAUCACAGCCGUUGCAAACCAAGUAUAUUCAGAUACAAAACACGGGUUGACAAAACAAACAGUCGUAUUUGCCCGUCCCUUGUCUAACGAAUAUGAAGAAGAAAGAAGAAAAGCUCAAUCAUCGAAAGAACGUAUGGAUGCCAUGCAGGAAGAAAUGAUGCAAACUCAAAUGAAAUAUCAGCGUGAAUUGGAGAGGCUGGAGCGUGAGAAUAAAGAACUUAGAAAACAAAUGUUACUUCGAGGCAAUCAGAAAGUCCAAAGUCGUAAAAUUAAAAAAUCACUUAUCGACAUGUAUAGCGAUGUGUUGGAUGAACUAAAUGAUUAUGAUAGUGCUUAUUCGACGGCAGACCAUUUACCUCGAGUUAUCGUCGUAGGAGAUCAAAGUUCUGGCAAAACCUCGGUGCUAGAAAUGAUUGCUCAAGCUAGAAUAUUUCCCAGAGGUGGUGGUGAAAUGAUGACUCGAGCACCAGUAAAAGUAACUUUAAGCGAGGGUCCUUAUCAUAUUGCUCAGUUUAAAGACAGCUCACGUGAAUUUGAUUUGACAAAAGAGUCUGAAUUGGUGGACUUGAGACAUGAAGUUGAGUUACGGAUGAAAAAUAGUGUGAAAAAUGGAAAAACUGUAAGUCAGGAUGUUAUUUCAAUGACAGUUAAAGGUCCAGGACUUCAGCGUAUGGUUCUUGUUGAUCUUCCCGGCAUAAUCAGCACAGUAACUGUAGACAUGGCUGAAGAUACUCGAGACGCUAUUCGACAAAUGACCCAACAGUACAUGAGUAAUCCAAAUGCAAUUAUUCUUUGCAUUCAAGAUGGUUCUGUUGACGCGGAGAGGAGUAAUGUCACUGAUUUAGUUUCCCAAAUGGACCCAAGUGGUAAACGAACAAUAUUCGUCCUCACAAAGGUGGAUAUGGCUGAAGAAAAUUUAACGAAUCCAGAGAGAGUUAAAAAAAUUUUAUCUGGUCAAUUGUUUCCAAUGAAAGCUCUGGGAUACUUUGCCGUGGUUACUGGACGUGGUAGAAAAGAUGAUAGUAUCGAGACGAUAAAACAAUACGAGGAGAAGUUUUUUAAAAACUCAAAAUUAUUUAAAGAUGGUCUGGUAAUGUCUGGACAAGUUACAACGAGAAAUUUAAGCUUGGCAGUAGCUGAUUGCUUUUGGAAAAUGGUACGCGAAACAGUCGAACAACAAGCGGACGCAUUUAAAGCUACGAGAUUCAAUCUUGAGACUGAGUGGAAAAAUAAUUUUCCAAGGUUACGAGAAUUAGACCGUGAUGAGUUGUUUGAAAAAGCACGUGGUGAAAUACUCGAUGAAAUUGUCAAUUUAUCGCAAUUAUCACCUCGUUAUUGGGAAGAAACAUUGAUGAAUAAAAUUUGGGAUAAAGUCAGUAUGCAUGUAUUUGAAAAUAUUUAUCUACCAGCAGCUCAAACUGGCGAUCAAGGUACCUUUAAUACUGCCGUAGAUAUUAAAUUGAAGCAAUGGGCUGAACAGCAAUUACCGGCAAAGAGCGUUGAAAGUGGCUGGGAAACUUUGAAGCAAGAGCUUGAAAAUUUUAUGAAACAGGCUAAAAAGAGUUCUGAUCAUGAUGAUAUUUUUGAUGCUCUUAAAAGCUCGGUAGUAAAUGAAGCAGUUCGACGGCAUUCUUGGGAAGAUAAGGCAUCGCAAAUGUUACGAGUGAUACAGUUAAAUGCGCUAGAAGACAGAAAUGUUAAUGACAAGCGUGAUUGGGACGAAGCUGUUAAAUUUUUAGAGAAUUCAGUUAAAGAUAAAUUACAGAGUACUGAACAAAUUCUUUAUGAAAUGCUUGGACCUGGUAGAAAAGAGCGUAUUCUCUAUUGGAAGUAUCAGACUGAUGAACAGAAAAAACGGAUGGCUGUUAAGAAUGAGCUGGAUAAAAUUUUAUACGCUGACAAGAAGCAUCCACCAACAUUAUCACAAGAUGAAUCAACGACAGUAAGAAAAAAUUUACAACGUCAUAAUUACGACGUAGAUAAUGAUUUCAUUCGCACUACAUGGCAUCCUGUCUACAGAAGGUUCUUUUUACAGCAGAGCUUAGCAAAAGCUUAUGACUGUAAAAAAGCAUUUUACAUGUAUCAUAAUGGCCAUGAAAGUGAGACUGAGUGUAAUGACAUAGUUCUUUUCUGGAGGAUCCAACAAAUGUUAAAAGUAACAUCGAAAGCUCUGAGACAGCAAAUAAUGAAUCGUGAAGCUCGUCGACUAGACAAAGAGAUAAAAGAAGUCUUAGAAGAUUAUAGUCAAGAUAAUGAAGUAAAGCAAAAAUUAAUAACCGGAAGAAGAGUAGAAUUAGCCGAAGAAUUAAAGCGUGUCAGACAGAUUCAAGAAAAACUCGAAGAAUUUAUUCAAGCUCUCAAUAAAGAAAAGUGA
Messenger RNA from Cotesia congregata, 2934 nucleotides. The record is from the annotation of a GenBank genome assembly. NCBI's taxonomy places the organism in Eukaryota, Metazoa, Arthropoda, Insecta, Hymenoptera, Braconidae.